Molecule: messenger RNA, 2238 nt
Organism: Carcharodon carcharias (great white shark)
Lineage: Eukaryota; Metazoa; Chordata; Chondrichthyes; Lamniformes; Lamnidae
Gene: aoc1
Product: amine oxidase copper containing 1
Exons: 4
Coding region: 1-2238 (745 amino acids)
Biological process (GO): amine metabolic process; response to antibiotic
Cellular component (GO): plasma membrane
Molecular function (GO): copper ion binding; quinone binding; primary methylamine oxidase activity
Source: RefSeq, a predicted model, not a curated record
AUGCACUGGAUCUGCUUCUCGGCCAUGCUAAUGUUGUGCGGAGUUAGUUGCCAAUAUUCUCAAUUCUUUGAACAUUACCAUCACACAGCAUCAGUGUUUGCUGAGCUGAGCCCUACAGAGAUGCGAGCAGUGAGUUCCUUCCUUCUAGCUCAGAAAAACCUCAAUCUGUCAGCUGCAACAUCUCAUACACUUCACAAAAAUUAUAUCUUCCUCAUUGAGCUUCAAAUUCCCAAGAAACAACACAUUCUCAAUUUCCUCAAUGGUAUUGGCUGUGCUCCUCGACGCAAUGCUAAGGCCAUCAUCUUCUUUGGUGCGGGACCAAAGCCCAAUGUGACAGAAUACAUUGUAGGGCCACUGCCAAUACCCAAGUAUUUUCAUCCUGCGAGAUUGAGGAGUAAACAGCCCAUAAAGUUUACCUCGCGACCAACAACUUAUGUAGAGAUUGCACUCAUUCACGAGAAACUGCAAGAGGUCACCAAGACUGCGACCCUAUUCUUGAAGGAAACCAGUGGAUUCUGGUACCACAAUUGCACUGACCGCUGUCUGACCUUCACCGAUGUUGCACCAAGGGGUCUGAGGUCAGGAGAUAGGAAGUCGUGGUUUAUACUGCAGCAAGGCAAGGAAGGCUUUUUCAUCCAUCCAAUUGGCCUCGAGAUCCUCUUGAACCAUAAAUCUGUGGACCCACGGCAUUGGGCUGUGGAGAAGGUUUGGUACAAUGGGCAGUACUUUGACAGUAUGGAAGAGCUGGUGAGGAAAUACAACAUGGGCCUUGUGAAUAUCUUCAAGCUGCCUGAACAUCCGAGUGAGGAUGUCUUCUCCACCUACAUCCCCAGAGGCCACUUCAAAACUCGCACCGACAUCCCUGGGCCUAAACAAUAUGAGGGUCAGGGGAAGAGGUACAAGGUGAAGGGGAAUUCGGUCCUGUACGCAGGCUGGAGCUUUGCCUAUAGAAUGCGAACAUCUACUGGGCUCCAACUUUUCAAUGUUAGGUUCAAUGAUGAGCCAAUUGCCUUUGAGAUUAGUGUUCAGGAAGCGCUUGCCUUCUAUUCUGGUCACAGCCCAGCAGGAAUGCAAACUAAAUACAUCGAUACUGCUUGGGGGAUGGGCACCUUUGAUUAUGAACUGGCAAAGGGGAUUGAUUGCCCAGAGAUUGCCACCUACAAAGAUGCCUAUCAUUUCAGGGACACAGACCAGCCAGUCCGCUACAAGAAUGCUUUGUGUAUAUUUGAACAUUCCACCGCCGUCCCUCUGAGGAGACAUUUUAGCAGCAACUUCCAAGGCAGCUUCAAAUUCUAUGGAGGUCUCGAGAACCAUGUGCUUGUGAUCAGGACCAUAUCCACUGUCUAUAACUAUGACUAUAUCUGGGACUUUAUCUUCCACCAGAAUGGGGUGAUCGAGGUUAAGGUCCAUGCCACUGGUUACAUCCAUUCUACCUUCUUCACCCCUGAGGGGGAGAACUAUGGAACUAAAGUUUAUGACUAUGUCCUGGGCAAUCUCCACACACACCUCAUCCAUUAUAAAGUGGACCUGGAUGUGGCAGGAACAGAGAACAGUUUUGAAACAAUUGGACUGAAGUUCGAAAACAUCAGUAACCCCUGGAGCCCAGGAGAUUACGUUGUGCAGUCGAAACUGGAGAGGGUGCAAAGAGUUCGAGAGCGAGCAGCUGCUUUCCCCUUCACAAAACCCUCACCCCGAUACCUGCUCUUUUAUAACCCCCAGAAGAAGAACAAGUGGCAGAGUCACAGAGCCUAUCGCAUCCAGUUCAACUCCCAGGCUGAUCGUCUGCUGCCUCGUGAUUGGAAGGAGGAGAAGGCCAUCACUUGGAGCAGGUACCGGUUGGCAGUGACUCGUUUCCGAGAGAGGGAGGAGUGCAGCAGCGAUAUGUUUCUUCAGAAUGACCCAUGGGAUCCAAACGUUCGUUUCGAGAACUUUAUCCAAAACAAUGAAAAUAUCACCAAUCAGGACCUGGUUGCCUGGGUAACAGUUGGUUUCUUACACAUUCCACAUUCUGAAGAUGUGCCGAAUACGAGUACUCCCGGAAAUGCCGUUGGAUUUUUCCUCCGUCCAUUCAAUUUCUUUCAGGAAGAUCCUUCAGUGUCCUCGCGAAGUGUGGUGAUAGUGAGGCCAGAGGGUAAAUCCUUCUCCAGUGUGAAGAUCCAGACAUGGCAAAAUGCCACUGGAGACUACUGCCUGAAACAAACCCCCUUCAGAUAUAACGGCACCUAUUUACCGGACUAA